This is a messenger RNA of Crotalus tigris (Tiger rattlesnake), 7345 nucleotides long. It is a transcript of the gene MALL, whose product is annotated as mal, T cell differentiation protein like. Gene Ontology annotation, molecular function: structural constituent of myelin sheath. The record is from RefSeq and is a predicted model, not a curated record. The transcript has 4 exons. Gene Ontology annotation, cellular component: membrane. Gene Ontology annotation, biological process: myelination. The coding region runs from base 757 to 1236 and encodes 159 amino acids. NCBI's taxonomy places the organism in Eukaryota, Metazoa, Chordata, Lepidosauria, Squamata, Viperidae.
AAGGACUUGCAAGCAUAUUCUGCGAGCUAAGCAUAUUUAGGGUGCAGAAUGUAAGUCUAAGGGAAAACAAAAAAGCUGUUCUCUUUUGAAGCAGCAGGACAUUAGUGGGCAGAAAUCAAGGAAAAUUUGAGCUCAAUAUUAGGAGUAACUUCCUAAAAUUAAACACACAACUUGCUCCAUUGGAGAUUUUGAAACAGAGGCUCAGCUGGAUAAUCAUAUAUUGGGGAUGACUUACCAAAUUUCUCCAUUUAGUUUGGACUAGAACAAUGUUUCUCAACCUUGGAAACUGCUGGUUGGGGAAUUCUGGGAGUUGAAGUUCACACAUCUUAAAGGCGCCAAGACUGAGAGGCACCGGACUAGAGGAUACGUAAGAUUUCUAGCAAGAAACUUCCCAGUAGCAAUGCUUCGGAAUGGAACCAAAGGGGAACUCAAUCCUCAAAAAAGAACCCUUUUAGAAAGAGUCAGAAUCUGUAGGUUCAUCUCCUUCUGCUACCAAAGGAUAUUUAAUCACAUACAAAUAUAUCCACCAGGAUACUUGACCUCUGAUCUCUUAUGGAUGAGCUGCCUUAGUUUUGGUAUAGUAUGAAAUUCUUCCACAAUGAUUACAGCUACCUGCAAGGCUGGAACUGAUUUCACCUUUGACGUCCACAUGGGUGUGCCACUGGAUACUAUUUUAAGCUUCACAUGCCAACAGUUCUGCUGCAGAAGUAAUUGUGGAUAGCAGAUCGUAACAACAGCUACAUAGAGACAAUAGAAAUGGAUUCCAAAUCUUCAAGACCAACGCCUGGAUGCCCAGCACCUGAAGACACUCCUUCAGGACUGGCCAUUUUAAAAACAAUACCAUAUGCUUUAAUCUUGCCAGAGCUGAUCUUUGGUUGCUGGGUUUGGAUCCUUGUAGCAGCCACCAAUGUAUAUUUCCCUUUGCUGCAAGGAUGGGUCAUGUACGUCUCGGUCAGCUCCUUUGUCAUCUCCUUCCUGCUCCUCCUGAGUUAUCUGUUUGGCUUCCAUAAAAACUUUGAAUCCUGGAAAAUUCUGGAUAGCCUUUACCAUGGAGCCACAGGCAUUUUUUACUUGAGUGCUGCUGUGUUGCAGGCAAAUGCAACAAUCCGUUCAGAGACUGAAGUGCCAACAGUACAUAUCCCUCGCUACUAUCAGCUCAAUACUGCAGCCACAUUCUUUGCGUUUAUCACUACCCUGCUGUAUAUUUUGCAUGCCUUCAGCAACUACUACCACUGAAAUGACAUGAGCUGGAGUUUGUACACCCAGACAAACAGUUAACAUUUAAGAAGAUAAUUCAACUGCAACUGAAUUCACCCAUCAGCUGGGGCCAUCACACAUGUGUUUGCUAAAACCUGUAUUUUAGCAUGCUACUGAGUUCUGUAUGUAAAACUACUCCAAUUACUGUAAUGUGAUUCCUGAUUUCUCAUGCCUGUAAUUAUCCCAAAUCACUAUUUUUCCCCCUCAGAUCAAAGCCUCCAUAAAUAAUGUACAUAAAAUAGGGGGGAUUUUUGAACUUUCUGUCUUCAGUGAACUAUCUUCACAUUUCCUCUUCUGUGAAGGAAUUCUUGUUGGUUUGCUAUGGAAUCUUGCACAUAGUCAAAGAUUCUGGGUCAUAUUCUGAGGUGGUCAGUUUCUGGUUGACACGAACCAUAAAUGAAAUAGUGUAUAGCAGUGUUUCUCAACUUCAAAGUUGAAGUCCACGCAAUCUUCAAGCUGCCAAGACUGAGAAACACUGCUGUAUAGUAUAUAUUAUAAUGCUACAUGACUCAGUGUGUGUGUCUUAAAAUUCAUCAUCCAAUCUCUUGCAAGUCACAGGAAAGGUUGUGUAGUGGUUGGCAACCCUGGAAAUUGUGUCUGUUUUCUAAUUGGUAAAGCUUCCAGAGAAUUUCGGAUUCCUCUGCAACACUGCUUGAAAACUAUUUCCCAUUUGGAUGCAACAAAUUAAUAUUUAGGCUACAGCAAAUAAUCUGUUGCCUCCAAAUGGCCUGGGAAAUAAUUACCAAGAUGUCUGGGAAGAGAAAUUCACACACAUUAUGGUAGCUGUGAUAUAAAUGAUUUUUAUCUCAUUAACUUUAUGUGUGAUUUCUAUCUUAAGUAAGUACAAAGCUAAAAUGGCAACAUAAUACAAAAAACCAUCUGUUUACCUACCUGUGUGUGUGUUCGCGUGCGCGCGCGCACGCGCGCACACACACACACACACACACACACACACAAAGCAAGAUUCCUCCUGUGAACUGAAGAACACUCGUCCUGAUGUUAACUAAAUCUGAAAAUGCUGUACAAAUAGUAUCCCUUUUGGUAAUGUUGAUAUAUGUAAAAGUAUUCUGCUCUUUGUUAUUACAGUAUAUUGAAUGUUUGUUUUGAUGUAGAAACAUGAAGUAACUUAUUGGUAAACUUGUGUUUUUUAGUUCUGUUUUAUAAUUGAUGUUUCAGUUAACCAUCUUUUGCCAAUGAAUAUAACUGACUUUCUCCCUUUUCUCAACUCAUGUGAGUGUUUAAAUUGCUGCUUUGUGAGUGAGGUUGUGACAUUGCAGAUGCAAAAAAAUGUAUUAAUUUAGCGCAUAAUUUUAUCAACAAUUUUAGGCAUCUUUAAACUAUUAUGUGUGUGACUGUUAGUCACUACAGCAUAUAUAGGCCAUAAUUUAUUUUUAAAUUCACCCAUCUUUCUCUGAACUCAAAGUAGCAGUGCCCAUAGUGGCUUCCAGCUUCUGUCAGAAGGAUAAAACAGCACUGGGCCACAAACUCUACUCCUUUGAGGUAUAUGAUGAUGUGUUGGGGAUGUGACUUGUUUUGCAAUGUGUCAAGAUGCUGCUGACUUAAGUUGGAACCCUCUUGGACCCAUCUGCUGGUGCCACUGCUUCAAAAACCUUGCUACUCCCUUACAAGUAAGGCUAACACCAAUCUUGAGAGGUACUACAUGGCCCUUCUAUUUAGUUUGAUAGUGCAGUCAAAGUCUUCAUUUCAAUUUGGGCUUCCUUCUUUUCAUGGGAUUUGUUUAUCAAGCACACCAAGACAAAACAUUUAUGCCCAGGGCUUUUUUUGUCACCUCAGAAUUAUUUGGAAGUAUUCUUGUUUUCAUAAUUGCAACAGCUUAAAUCCCAUGGAGUUGGGAUGUGGAGGUAAUUUUAAUUCAUUACCCUUCAAAACAAAAGGGCACAAACCUCAGUUCAGUCCAUAUAUACCAGGGGUCCCAAACCCCAGGGCUGCAGCCCAGUAGUGGGCUGCAACUUGUUCAAAACUGGAGCGCAAGAGCGAUGGGGAAGCGUGCUUAUGCAAAGCUCCACACGGGUGAGUGGAGGACCCUUGCACUCGCACAUGGAGCUCCACUGGUGCGAGUGGAGAGUGUUCACGUGCAAAGCUCCAUUCUCACAAAUGGAGCUUCACGCAUGAGCACCGUCCACUCAUAUGAAUGAGGUUCGUGUGUGAGCACAAGCUCCCUCUGCUCAAGCACCCUCCUCUCGCGUGAGUGGAGCUACAUGCAAGUGCCUGCUGCUCGCACCAACAGAGCCACCAAGGUGGAAAGGUUGAGAACCACUGAUAUACACUGUCCAGAGUCCCUCUGUGUGAAAGAUGGAUGAUUUCAAAAUUUGAUAAAGUAAAUAAAUAAAAACCUGCUUAUUAAAUAAUAGGUAAAAUGUUUGAAAAAUUGCAAACCCUUAAAAUGCAACCAUAAGAAAAUAGUUCUUUAUUGAGUAUUUCAAUAGAUCGUGAACUACAUAUUUCUUUAUGUAUCUUUGGAAAAAACCAAAAUCAGAGAACUCUUUAAAAAAAGGAAGUUAAAUUUAGAGAAGGGGCCCUGAUUGCUCUUGUAGUAGGAAUUGGCACUUCAACAAUUGGCAGGAAAUCUGCAUAGCUCCAGCCAUGAAGAAUAUCAUCUGUUGAUUUCCUUAAAGCUAUGUUCUGGUCUAGAAGUGGAGAUCAGUUUGGACCCUUUUUGUUUAGCUAGGUGCCAACCUUGCUAUCUUUGGGAGACCUAACCCACCCGUUUUAAUAUAACAAUUAAUUCAAAAUAUAGAUGAAUAUGAAUAUGAAAUAGUUUAAUUCUGCCAUAUGUAAUUGUCUAAAUAGCCACCAGGUGUCUGCAAUGCUCUACUGGAAGACUACAUAAUACAGCAUACUCUUUCUUCUCUGCUCAGCUGUAAAACUCCCUCUUGAUGCAGUUCUUAUGAAAAGUCAAACCUCUCCUUCCAACCCACCUGCCUACGAUUUCGAGCUGUUCCUGGAUAUCUAGCAGAAAUGUCUCUAGAAAGAAGUUGGGUUGAAGGGGGUAAAGUAGUCUUUGCCAAAAACCAAGCUCAUCUAUUUACAUACAUAUUUCAGAUUAACUGUACUGUUUCUUGAAUAACCACCUAGAAGCUCCUUUCUUGGAUUACUUCUGGACUGAGACAGUUAUCUGGUAGCCACGGACGUACCUGGAGCACUUGAUCCAUAUGUCUUUUGAUAACAUGCCUCUGUGUCCUUCUGAUUAGGCUUUUGACAGUGCAAUCCAAAAGAAGAACCUGUCGGCUAAGGCGACAGGCUAGAAAGCGAGAAACGGUGAGUUCAAGUCUCCCCUUAGUCAUGAAUGCCAGCUGGGUGACUGUGGGCCAGUCAUUCUCUCUCAGCCCAACCCCCAACAGGGUUGAUGUUGUGGGGAAAAUAGAAAGAGGAAGGUGUGUUGGAUAUGUUCUCCGCCUUGAGUUAUUUGUAAAAAUAUUAAAAGCGGGAUAUAAAUAAUCAGAUAAUGAAAUAAAGUAAUUCAUUUGUCAAAGCAGCUCUUGAGAAAUCUAUGUUGAUUACUACUUAAGAGAAACAAGCUUUUUGACUGACAAAAGGGUUGCUUUCACCAACACAACGCCUUCCAUAUUUUGCAGUGCAGUACAGAAUAAUAAGGGACCUAAAAGGAAUAGGACAGAAAAUUGAAGUUAGGUACUGCUUCCAAGCUGAUGGCUCUUUGUACUGGCAACUAUUUACUUCCUUAUGCUAUUUUUGGGGUGAAAGAAAAGGCCAAUAUCUUGAUGGAAAAAACAUGGCACGUAACAAAUGUACGAGAAAAUUGUCUAAGCUCUGUAUAAAGGUUUGUAUACAAGGAAAGGCAAUUGAGUAAUACAUUAUUUCUCCAGAAGUAUUCCAGGUUUCUCCAACCUAAGGGCAGUUCUCUUUAAGCUGUGCCAUACUGACCCAUUUAUCUUACAGUAUUUUGAAAAAUAAUGUAUUUUGUAAACUAGACAAGAAAAUACAGAAUUACAACAUCUUAAUAUGACCUUUGGUCUCUUAGUGACAAAUGACCAUUUUUUCAUAAGAUUGCAUGACAGUUAUUUCAUCAGAUGUAGAAAAUGUGUUUCAGUGUCUAUUUGGUAGAUAUAAGAAAGAGAAAGAGCCCCUUAUUUAAACAAAUCUAAAUCUAACAUUGGUUUCUGCCUUAAAACAAUUUAUAAAAUAUAUAGGAAAUUGUAAAUUUGGGCCAGUGGAUCAAGACCAUGGCUUUAAAAUCUUCUCCAUAUGAUUCCUCCCAUUUGAAUUCUUCCAGCGGUCUUCUGUUAUUCCCAUGGUUAUCUAUUCUUUUAAAUAUAUACUGUAGAAUAGAUUUCUAUGUUGCCUUUCUUACAGAAGCUCAAGGAGCUAUUCAUAAUUCUCCCUUCUCCAAUUUUUCUCCACAAGAAUAACCCCAUGAGUUGUUUGGGUUGGAUUGAAAGCUGGUGGCCCUGUCCCAUCCACAUGCUUAACCUAGUCACAUCUUCUUACCAGCAGUUCUGAUAGUCUACAAUCACAGUAACUGGGUCAAAAGUUUUUGUUUAGGAAAUGCAAAUUCCCCACUUACUUCUUCAGGAACUUCCUGCUAUCCCAUAAGCACUUGUGUCAGGAAACUAUUAGCAAAGUUCACUUUAGCUGACUGUGUUCAGCAGGUCAGCGGUUCAAAUCUCACCGGCUCAAGGUUGACUCAGCCUUCCAUCCUUCCGAGGUAGGUAAAAUGAGGACCCAGAUUGUUGGGGGCAAUGUAAAUAUAUAUAUACAUUGCUUACUGGUGUACACCGCUUAGAGAGUGCUUGCACUUAAAACGGUGUAUAAGUCUCAUAAAUAAAUAAGUCUCAUAAAUAAAUUAUAUCACUAGGUUCUUCACUACUGGCCAGGUAGGCAGUUCAGUAAUAGAUGUGGCUUAGGUUCUGUUCUGUGCUACCAAGCCUUAGCAAUGGGUAAUGAGAAAUAUUAUUUUAAUCGGCUCUUCUUUCUUUCCAGCUCUUUUUCUUGAAGACUAGUAGCAAAAAACAGAUUAGGUAGAGUUUAGUUUAGCUUGCCCUAUCCCAGAUAGGUUUUGAGCUAAAAAAUGUCUAGAACAACAUAUCUAUAUCAUUGGCCCACUAAGUAUGCACUGGGGCCAGUCCAGUAGCUGUCCGAGAAUCACCCCAUGUUUGUCUCUGGUUGAGGAUGGAGUUUCUGUUUUAAAUCCUGGUUAACUCCUAUACCACAUUGGCUCUCACAUUGGCUCUACCUUUCUUGGUCCUGCAGCAAAACAUGUUUAACUGAAUAAUGGGUGUAGACGAUGGGGUUGUCCUGGUUGUCAUACAAAUGCACAUAGAUUUGGGAAGGGGUUAAACACCCAGAAGGAGCCAGUGUGCAAACUGUGGAUUCUCCUAGACCAGGGAUAGGCAACCUUGGCUCUUUUAUGACUCAUGGACUUCAACUCCCAUACUGGCUCAGGAAUUCUGGGAGUUGAAGUCCACGAGUCAUAAAAGAGCCAAGGUUGCCUACCCCUGUCCUAGACUCAUGACUCCUGCUCAAAUAGCAGGUGGAAUUUGUGGCUACAAAAGUUUUCACACAAUUUCAUGUGGUGUACCAAUUGAACCUCACAUGCGCUCAGUCACUCACAUCCUGGUCAUCCCACAGUUGGAUUAUUACAACAUGUUCUAUAUGGGGCUACUAGUAGUGCCACCCAUCCAAAAACUAAAGACGACAAGCCUCCAGAUCCCAAGGCUCUGCAUACCCACAUCACUUUGUCUUACCAGGGUUCAGUUGAGGCUUGUUGUCCCCCAUCCAGGUCCCCAUAGCCUCCAGGAACAAUGAAAGGGCAGUUACAGCAUCAUUGGGUCACCAGGAUGGAAAUGUAAAGCUGAGUAUCAUCAACAUAUUGACGAUAUCUUAUCCCAUGGGGUUGGGAUUACAAUUAACUAAAAUAGUAAUUGAUAGUUAAAUUAAGUACAUGAAUAAUUGAAACACAUGUUUUAUUUUUGGAAAUGGCAAGUCAAAGACCUUCUAGAAUGUAGAAGAGAGGCAUUGGAAGAUAGGACAAUUUAUUUCAAUGUAAAAUGGUUUCUUUAUAGUUCAUUUUUUCUAAAAAUUAAAAAUAAAUGUUUCAAAGCAAAACAAA